UUAGGGUGCACCUUUGCUUUCUGCCUGGCAGAAAUCUUUCCUGAUUAAUCUUUCCUGUUUAAUUCCCUCAAAAGCUGCUCAGGGCCAGGUGAUUCCCCGGGGCUGGGAGCUCCUGGCAUGAAUGAGUGCGCUUAAAGAAAUAUCGAGUUUAGGAGAAAUAAGGUUAAUUUAAGGGGAAAAGUCUUUGCUGAGGCUCUUUCACCAGCCCCUGGAAGCUGGGGUCAGGUGCAAGGUGAGGUCCUGGAUUUUGUGCUUUGAAAUCCUGACUUUAAGUGGAACCUCACAGAAUUGUGUGGUGUUGUGAAAUGCUGCAUAAAUAGCUGUUUUGGGAGACUUCUCCUCUGGCAGGAUGCUUUCCAUACUUAUAUUGAAACAGAUUUUAAAUAACUCCAUUUCCCUUUUCAUUUCGGAGAAUUAUGCAGACUGUGGGAGUAGUUCUGCCUCGAAAACUCCCCAAACAACCGAGAUGGGGGAGGGACACUCCUAUCUGCAUUCCCUGUCAUCCCAAUAGUGAUUCCCAUUAAAAAUGCCUGAGAGCUGCAGACGGGGCGUGCUCUCCCCCUUCGGUGAACAUUUAUUUUUUUUUCUUUCUGAUGCGGAGUUGCUGCUUGUUUGCUUUUGACUCGCAGCCUGAGGAUACUCAGGUUUUUGUUUGUACAGUUCUGGCCUGUUUUUAUUUACGUCAGAUCUGGCUGUAUUUGGUAAAAUGGGAAAGUGACAUUUCUUUAUUUAUUUAACUUAUUUGUUUGUUUAUUUAUUUAUUGUGAUUAUUUACAGUUCACUCUGGAGAAAAGGAGACUCAGGGGGAACCUUUUCUGAUUUUAACCCCAGUCCUGUCUGCAGAUGCUGUACCUGAGGCUGAUGCUGCCUGAGACAUGGGAGCCUUUUUUCCCUGCUUUUAUUUGGAAUUUGUGCAGGGCACACAUCCAGCAUCCUGCUCCCACUGGUGUCAGUGUGAAAGGAUGGGGAGGUGGGAGCUUGGGAGCAAAUCCUGCUGGAAUUCCCUGAAAAUCCUCAUUUCCAGCCUUGGAGGGAACUGGGCAGGAGGAGCAGCUGUGCCUCGAGCAGCUCCUGGCUGAUGUGUGUGGCUUUGUGAGUGCCGGCAGCUCCCAGAGCUGUCUGCAGUGAAGGAAAUCAUCUUUGUGGGGUGUGAAUGUCUGUCCUGCUGCUGGGGCACGGCUUGUCCUGCCGGCUUCUCCCAGCAGGGGCUGGAUGAGCAGGGUGCGGAGGUGCUGAGGGUGUCUGGGUGCAGUUUUUGGGUGUCCCGGUGACUCAGGCAGCUCCAGAGCCCUCUGUGUGUUCCCCUGGCAUUUGGGACAGCCCAGGAACCAGGUUGGGCUCAGCUGGGGCAGUUCCUGCUGGGAAGGGUUGGGUGGACACCCAAGAGCUUCCCUUGGUGUCUCUGAUAACCAAAAAUCAACUAUUUUGAUAUUUGAGUUGAUAAAGUAGUGACUGGCUGAAGGGUUUCUUUGCAAGGAGCCCACCCCAGGUGCUUCCCUGUGGCAGGGCUGGCGUGGGGCAGCCCUGGAGGGAAACCUCAGAGCGUGUCCAGCCCCUCUGCAAGCCCGCAGCCAGCUCUUGAUCUGCAGGUCUUGCCACACAGACCCAGCUCAGCAAAGCACUCAGCAUCCCAAUGGGGUUUGUGCCUCUGCUCUGGAGCCGCCCUGAUCUCCCCAGCAGCUCCUGCUCUGCUCAGGCCCUGUGCUGAAUCAGCCCCAGCUGGUAAAACACCAUUUCUCUUUGUGAUUUAUAGAGCAAACUCCAGUUUUAACACUGCUGGCUCUCCAGGAGCUGUUUGUUUAAGAUAACAAGUUCUUUACUGAGUUCUUUACCGAGUCCUUCACUGAGCCUGGCCCAGGCUCUGCUCACACUCUGCUCACACUCUGCUCACACUCUGCUCACACUCUGCUCACACUCUGCUGCCCUUGUGGCUUCUGUGUCUCUCCUCCCACGCUCAGUCUGGCCACUGCAAACCACCAUCGCCGACAGGACCCGCAGCACUUUGCAUUUCUGUCCCGUUUAGCUGAGCCGGGCAGAUUCCUGCUGCCAGGUGACUCUGCAGGUUGGCCGAGGGCAGGGUGGGGUCCGGGGUGCCUCCCGCCCACCCUGCUCCUCCCCGGGAGGAGGUGAGCUGUGGGGAGGGACAGGGACCUGCCCGGAGCCGUGGGACAGGCUCCUGGCGUGCCCCAGGUCUCCCAGGGUCAUGUUUCCUGCUGCGUUCCACUUCGGUGCCUUGGGAAGGGUUUAUGGAGAGAGACGCCAGCCGAGGCUGCAGCUCUCACCCUGCAGGCAUUUCCCCAAGGGCAAGCCCUGCUUCACAGCGCUGCGUCCACCCCGGAGGCCCAGCAGGGAGGUGCUGCUGCUUCCAGACUGCAGGUACACGUGUCACCAGGAGUGCCGCAGCCUCAUCCAGCUGGACUGCCGCCGGCCGGGCCAGUGCCAGAGCCAGCUGUCCCCAGAGAGCACCCUCGUGCCACCCUGCUGCCAGAAUGCGACACAAACGGUAGAAGAAGAAAAACCUGAGCCUCCAACCAUCCAGGAGAUCAAACAGAAGAUUGAAAAGUACAAUGCAAAGGUCACCAACUGCCUCGUGAUGAAGCUGAACGACGACGGGACCUACACGGGGUUCAUCAAGGUGCACCUGAAGCUGCGGCGCCCGGUGACGGUGCCGGCCGGGAUCCGGCCCCAGUCCAUCUACGAUGCCCUCCACGAGGUGAACCUGGCUGAGAUGACGCACAGGAGGACCUCCUUCUACCUGCCCCUGGAUGCCGUCAAGCAGCUGCACAUCAGCAGCACCACCACGGUGGGCCAGGUGAUCCAGGCGCUGCUGAAGAAGUUCAUGGUGGUGGAUAACCCCCAGAAGUUUGCACUUUUCAAGGAGAUGAGGAAAGAUGGGCAAGUGCUGUUCCAGAAGCUCCCUCUCACCGAGUACCCGCUGUACCUGCGGCUGCUGGCGGGCCCUGACACCGACGUGCUGAGCUUUGUCCUGAAGGAAAACGAAACCGGAGAAGUUGAGUGGGAAGCCUUCUCCAUCCCAGAGCUGCAGAACUUCCUGAUGAUCCUGGAGAAAGAGGAGAAGGACAAAAUCCAGCAAGUGCACAAGAAGUACGAGAGGUUCAAACAGAGACUGCAACAGACCCUGAAAGAGGCCAGAGGCAAACCUGGAUAACCUUCAGGAGGCACUGGGCAUUAGACUAACCUAGAGACUGUUUUUAAUGAAAAGACUUCUCAGGACACCUUAGUAGUCAUUCUCCCUCUUCAACCUUCCAUAAGGACUGGCUCCCAGCACCCCUAAAAUGAUCCUAUUGCAUUUUCUUCUUCUGAAACCUCUUCUCCCAGGACCAGAGCCAGUCCAAGAACGGGAAGCCUGUUUUUAAAACAGCUUCAACAAAGCAAACACAGCUGCUGGUUGGCUUUCCAGCCGUGCCACCCGCUGGAGAGGCUGCGUGGAAAAUUCUCACUGUGACACCCAACAGGACCCCUGUGCUGGCUGAAGUUUGGAGCAGGGCAGCUCUUGCUGUUCCUGCUCCUCCCAGCAAGCUGCUUGUUCCUGUUUGGAGGGGCUGUGGCCCACAGUGGCCUCGUGGCCCAGUUCUGGUUUCGUAAGGAGAGCACAGGAAGCAGCAGGAGAAGGGGAGGAGGUUGUUGCACCAAACCAUGUGGGUGUUGCAGCUCUAAGCAAGCCCUGGACUUGUUCAGGGCUGAGGCAGCCAGGGAAAUGCCAGGUUAGCACACCAAGGCAGCUGCAACACCCCAACAGUCUGUUAGUAAAUAUUAUUGCAACUUGGUAGUAGUAAUUCCCAGGAAAAUCAUUCAUUUUGAUUCUAUUUGACUUCUGAUUUUGGAAAGAGCUGAAUUACAGUAACUGUCCCUGAUGCUUAGCCAAGUUAGCCAGGGUUUCACCAGUUAUCCACUCUGUAGGAACUGGGACCUUUCUUUCCAGAAAUUCUGUUUGAAAAGUGUAAAGGUGAUGGUUGGGGCACAGGCUGAGGGUUCAGUGUUGAAGGUUUAGCAAUACGUGUCCAUCAGAGGAACCCAGGAAAGCUCAAAACCCCUUCACAAAUCAGAUUUUGAGCUGUGAACAUGCCUGGCCCCGAGGGAGAGGAGCCCCAUCCAGGGCUGGGGUGUGGAGGUGGCACCAAGGAAGAGAAUUACUGUCCUUGGAUGCUUUCUGCUCACCUCAGCUGGGCUUCCUCCUGCUCCUGCUGUCCCAGCCCUGCUGUCCCUGUGCCCUGUUCUCCCUCCCCACUCUCAACUGGUGCCGUCCUGCUGAAGCAGGAAGCUUCCCAGGGUUUGCUCUCUCCGUGGAGCCAGGAGAGGACAGCAAGUCUCUCUCUGCCUGUCUCAGGGCUGCCACCACGCCACGCUGAGCAUCCCUCAGCAAAGUCCUCGAGCUGCAGGCUGGGUCCCUGCCCUUGCUCUGGUGCUGAGGCCGUGCAGGGAUCUCUGCCAGGCUGGGAAUGCUCCAGGGAUCCCCGGGGAGAGGAUGGGCCCCAUGUUUACCCUCAGUGCUCCAUGCUGAGCACACUGCACACAGCAGGGCCAGCCCUCCCUCUGGUCACAGCCCAGGAACAGGGAAUGCCAGCCCUGGGUUGGGGUGGAGCAGGGACAGGGGUUGGUGUGGGCUCCGCGGAGCUCACUGUGGCUGCUGGGAUCCCACCUACACCCCGUGGGAGGGGAGCCAGCAGGUUAUGGGGGAACAGGGAGGAGUUCAAAUUUACCUCAGUGCCUUUUUUUUCCCUUAAGUGUGAAAACUUUGCAUUUGGGCUAAGGAGGAAGCUGUGCAGAGGCCUUGUCUCUCCUGUCCCCACAGGGAGGGAUGAGGAACUGCUUUGUUUCUUUCUGGAAGGUGAUUGCUUGGGAUUUUUUUUUUUUUCCAGAUUUUGAGUAUGUUUGUUUCUAAACCUUAUGAGAGUAACUGCAUCACUUGGAGCCCUCGGCUGGUGUGAAAGCCACUUUGUGCCAAGCUCAGUUGCAGCUCCUGUUCUGGUCAGCAGUGAGGGUUUGCUCGCAGGGCUCUGGUGCAGAGGAGCCUCCAGCUGUACUGUACUCUACACCCAACGACCUUUAACAAGUGCUGGCAGCCACGGAGCAGCACUUGCCAUGCUCUGGGGCUGUUUGUCCAGCUACAAGCAGACUUAGCACUUCACUCUUCACUUGUGGAGUCAUUUAAAUACCGUUUAUCUGGUGCUCUGAGCCUUGACAGCACCUUAUAAAUACUUCAGUUCCACCGUGGGAAGAGCGCUGUAAAAAACUGCCGGUGGCUCAGAGGCAAGAGCCACACGCUUGGUUUGAAAUCCCUUUUCUUUCUGGCUGAAAGUUGUGCAGGUUUCAUUUUUUUGUUGUUUUUGUUUUUGUUUUGGUGAGUGUCCCCGCUCCCUUCCUGGCCCCAGCAUGUCUUUGACAGUUUGUACAAGGCAUGGCUUCGUAUGCAAUCACUGUGGAUGCUGCUGAAACCUCCUGCCACCAGCAGGGCUCGUUCUUUUGGGUUUGUUUUUUUUUUUUUCAAUAUGAGGGGCAUUUGAAGAGUUGGUGGGUGUUGAAACUCAAAUUCUCAUGGGUCAGUUGAGCUGUUUUUAGGAGUAUUUGCCCCUUCUUUAAGCGCAAAUCCUGUUGGCAGUGCCUUUGGUUAGCAAUUGUCUCGCCUAGGUCGUGUGAGUUUCUUUUCCAUGGCUACUGUAAAACCUGUAAAAUAAUGUGUAUAGGAUGGAAUAGUAGAGCUUCUAUGGCAAAGUGAAAUGCAUUUUUGCAAUGCUGUAAUUUAUUUUUACUACUCCCUAGUGAUUCUAUGGCAUUUUUACAAAAUGUCUCACUCUCAGCUUUUUUUGAAGGUUCUGGAACUAUUUGUUCAUGUACAGACAGUGUAAGAGACAAUGACAAUAAAAUGGUCAGUAAUUAAA
Molecule: messenger RNA, 5900 nt
Organism: Passer montanus (Eurasian tree sparrow)
Lineage: Eukaryota; Metazoa; Chordata; Aves; Passeriformes; Passeridae
Gene: RASSF5
Product: Ras association domain family member 5
Exons: 7
Coding region: 2204-3169 (321 amino acids)
Biological process (GO): signal transduction
Cellular component (GO): nucleus
Source: RefSeq, a predicted model, not a curated record